Molecule: messenger RNA, 2387 nt
Organism: Larimichthys crocea (large yellow croaker)
Lineage: Eukaryota; Metazoa; Chordata; Actinopteri; Sciaenidae
Product: RIMS-binding protein 2
Exons: 5
Coding region: 351-986 (211 amino acids)
Biological process (GO): neuromuscular synaptic transmission
Molecular function (GO): protein binding
Source: RefSeq, a predicted model, not a curated record
UCAAAAAUAUAUUUAUUAUAUGAGAUUUAGAAAUAUUUUGCAGACAGGAUGGGACCUCUCAGCUGCAACAUACAAAUUAGAAGCAGCCUUAAAGAGCGACAUGUUGUUACGUGACCCAGAUCACACAUUAGUGGUUUCUUUUGCAACUUUAUAUGAAAACCAUUUGCUUACAUUGCAUAGUCUUACUGUGCAACAGGCCGUGCUGGACUAAUGAAUCUCUCUUGCUUUAAAGAGGAUUACUGUUCCUUCUGCUUAGCUUAGUUACUUCAAAUUAGGAUAAGGGUGAGGACAGGUCUGCUGUCUCCAGCAGCCAUCUGUCUGUGGACAGUCGAGCGCUCACGCUGCUGUAAAUGGAGACAAGCCUGGAGUUGGAUGUUUUGAUAUUCCCAGAUGAAGUGAGGCUUGUUACUCCGGAGGAUAUCGCAGAAUGGGAACUUGAGACUGCGAGCCAGGUGUCUUUACCCACCCCGAGAGUUUUUGUGGCUCUUUACCCAUACAACCCUGCUGCAAUGUCUCCAAACUACGAGACGGCUGCAGAGGAGCUGCCUUUUGUUCCAGGCCAGAUAAUCAAGGUGUAUGGAGACAAAGACGAUGAUGGUUUCUAUCACGGGGAGUCUGGUGGUCUCUCCGGUUUUGUGCCAAGUAACAUGGUGGCUGAAGUCCCGGUGGACGAUGAGCACCUGAAGCAACUCCUCAUGCAGCAGGGAUUCAUCCCUGUGGACCACACAGCAGGUUCAACAACAGAUCUGAGCGAGGCGUCGAGCAUCCCUGAUGAUUUGAUAGUUCAACGAAUGGUGGCCUUAUUUGACUACGAUCCGUGGGAAAGUUCACCCAACAUGGACAGUGAAGUUGAACUUGGCUUUCGUUCAGGAGACAUCAUAUACGUCAUAGGUGAAAUGGAUCAAGACGGAUUUUACUACGGGGAUCUGUGUGGACGGCGAGGUCUGGUUCCCUCAAACUAUCUGCAGCCGUUACCCUGGGAUUAGAAAUAAAUGCCACACUAAGAUGUUUGCAACAGAUGCCAAGUCUCAGACACAGUGAGAAAUCAGCAGUUUUUAUCUGAAACAACAGUUUGAUGAACAUUUUAUGUGUCAAAACUUACUUACUUACUAACUUUUUAUUAUACUAUGGCACUACACCUGCAUUCGAUUGCAAAUAAAUGAGGGUCUAAGUCUCAUAUCCAUAAUAUGAGAUCUACUACUACUAAUCUACUACCAGUAUAACAAGUUUUGUUUAGGAUGGUGCAAAGUAAAACAAGUUCUCUUCAUGCAUUUAUCAGAUGAUUCAUUUAUUGAAACAUUUGCAUAAAAAUUACAAACCACGUGGUGACACAACACAGAAAAUCACAAUCACACAUCUUUAAAAAUCAUUUAAAAAAUGAACUCAUAUAUUCACAUUUUUCUACAUUUUCUUCUACUUUAUGCACUUAACACAAAAGGCUGCGCAUGAUACAUCUAUAAUAAUACUAUAAUAUGAACAAACUGUAAUAAUUUCAGUCAUACCUGAUGGCAAUGGAUACAUUAUUUUAGCCUUAAUACACUUUUUAGUCUCAGUUUUUUGCAGACCAGAGUGUUUUAAUAUAGCACGUCUAUAUUUGCCUUAUAUCCUGUUUAUAUAUAAUAGUUUUUUUUUAUCUUAGAAAAUUAUUUUUAGUUUUUGAGUUUUGCAGCAAUUUGUAUGUAAAAUAAUUCUUUGUCUAAAGAAUAAAUAUUGUAAUCAUGUUAUCAAUGUAUCAAAAACUGUAAAGAAACUGAAAAUAAACUUAAAUUUGCACAAUGCUUACCUGCUUUCAUUUACUACAGAUCUCAGCUACUUGUUUGUACUGGUAUAUGAUUUUACUAAAUUUCUAUUUAUCAUUAUCUUGUCAAUUUAUCUGAAAUAAAUUAAUUAACACAGUUCAAUGACAGAGUUUUCAUGAUGGUUCCUACAAGUUUUUAAAAAAUCUUUCAAACAGUCCGUUGGUUUCUUCUUUUAUAAUUCUCUGCAGCCAACAGUAUACUCAUCCAUAAAGUAGGAAACACUACACUGUGUAGUGAAGUUUAGUAGUGCUUUCUACUUUAUGGGUGACAACACUGUACAUCAGAAGUUUCUGGUCGCUCCACCGCAAACACUGGAGACAUGACGGGUUGAGUAAAAGCAAGUUUUUACAAACUGAAUGUGACAAAAGAACAUUUUUAAAAACAUUUUACAACUGAUAAACAUAAAAACAGAGUAUUUAACAGUAAUAUGAUGAAUAUAAAUGACACAAAGUAGUAAAUGUUACAUAUUUUAGUUCAUUUUACUUACAAAUACAGAUAUAAUAAAUACAGAUAAAACAAAUAAAGGUAGCAACCAUGAUAUAAUAAAAAAAAAAUGUUACUUGCUGUUGGGGUCUUACCAGCACUUGG